AUGUCAAUCGUAGUUGACCCGCAUACCCAUGACUGGGACGCCCCGCUCCCUCCCCCUCAAAAUGCCGAACUUCAAGUCCGCCUACCCCAGCCUGAGCCCUCACUCCCCCGCGUACUCGAACCUCUUCCUUUUCCCACCGGAAUCAUCGAGAACCUGAAGCAUGUUGUCGCCUACGCUGAUCAAGCCGGCUACCUUGUCAACUACGCGCAUGAGCGAUUCAAUCAAUUGGACGCUGAUUUCCAUCUUCAAGGCAAGGUGCUUGAGGAACGCAACGCUGCAAUCGCACAACUCAAACAAGAGGUCAAGCAGCUUGGAGAUGACUUCACUGUUGAGAAGGCAAAGGUCGCCGACUUGACCAAGAGACUGGAUGAAGCUCGAGCUACCUAUGAAGCCAAGUUGAAGGAGAAAGACGAGGUGAUCAAGAAGGAUGAGGACCAGAUCAAGAAAGACAAGGGGCAUGAUCUUGACGACCACAAGACCAUUGACAGACUGGCAGCUCAGCUUGAAUACGAACGCGCUUCGAAGGCCGAGGUGCAGAAGGCUCUCGACCAGACUAAGACAGCACUUGCAGCGGCAGAGGCUAGUUUGACUACUGCCAGCGCGACUAUCGCAAAUCUGACCACCCGCGUUGCCUCUCUCGAAGCUGAGCUCGAAGUUGAGAAGAAGGACAUUGACAGAUUGCAGAAGGAGACCAAGCAGAAGACAGACAGAAUCUCGCAGCUCGAGAGAAACAACGCUGAUCUACAGUCCAAGCUCAACGGAGCCCUCCAAGAGGUCAAGAGCAAGCAAGACCAGAUCAACGCCAAGGACUCAACCAUUCGUGAUCAAUCUACUCGGAUUGACAACCUUACCAAGGAACUCAACGCCAAGUCUAUCACUAUAAACAAUCUGCAGUCGCAGAUCAAUAGCCUGCAGCAACAGAUCCGAGAUCUGCAGUCGACGCCAGUCUUCAAGUUCAAGUGCAACAUCAAGUGCCAACAGCCCAGCAACAGGGAGAUCGCGGUUGAUCUUACUGAUGGAGGAGGAGCUAGUACGCCUGUCCAAUGCUACUCCCUUGUGAACAAUUACAAUCAAACCUGGGACAUUUAUGCGAUCGGUGGUCGUAAUAAUGUCGUAGUCAUCAAGAACACGCGUAACAACUAUGUUCUCUGGUCUGCUGGACGUAACCAAAAGGCUCGAUGCGACCCAGGUAGAGACACAUCGGACCAGGCAGCGCAAUGGGAACUGGAGGGAACGACCAUCGACUCAAUCAACAACAACACCGUGUUCAAAAUCCGAAACAUCAAGUACGGCAUGUAUCUCGAUCUUCAAAACUGUGACACCUCAAACUACACGCCUUUUCUUACCUAUGAUGGCAAUAACGGAUUGAACCAGAAGUUCAAGAUCUCGAAGCACUAG
Molecule: messenger RNA, 1398 nt
Organism: Fusarium tjaetaba
Lineage: Eukaryota; Fungi; Ascomycota; Sordariomycetes; Hypocreales; Nectriaceae
Product: hard-surface inducible
Exons: 6
Coding region: 1-1398 (465 amino acids)
Source: RefSeq, a predicted model, not a curated record